Messenger RNA from Perca fluviatilis (European perch), 5247 nucleotides. RefSeq names its product trichohyalin. The transcript has 31 exons. NCBI's taxonomy places the organism in Eukaryota, Metazoa, Chordata, Actinopteri, Perciformes, Percidae. The coding region runs from base 173 to 3961 and encodes 1262 amino acids. The record is from RefSeq and is a predicted model, not a curated record.
ACCAGAAGCUCCUGUCAAUCAAGCACCGCAGCUCAGCACGGAAGAGUCAAGUUCAGCAUCGAAGUCUCCGCGUUUAAACCCUGAAAUCAGCCUUAACCAGUGGACACUGAGGAUUUUGUGUCUGUAUGGUACUGCUGAGUGGAUACUGGAUACUUGUCUUCAGCAACAGGCAAUGGCUGACAGAGGCCAUGGCAGAGCAGACAAAGAUGAGCUUCUUUACCCAGAUCUUCACAGCAGUGUGUCUGGACUGGACUCUCCUCCUCUCAAACUGGACCACUGUGACCUUCUCCUAGAUGCUAUUGAUGCUCAGCUUGGUCAGCUGCAGGUCCAGCCCCAGAAACAUCAGGCAAUUUCUAGAGAGCAUGAUUGCAGUGAUGCAGCUCCUCUCAACUGGAGUCAAUCUCUGAGCAAAGACACAGGGCUUGGGAGUACUACUCAAACAAAUGACAUUCCUAUUUCUUGUCUUGAUUUGAUAAACACUCUGACAAUGGAGCAAACAUCAGAGAGUAGCACAGGUUGCCAGGACGGUCCCAUUACUCAUGAGGAAAAUAAACUGAAAUUGGACAGAAGGACAAGAGACAAAGAGGAAAUAGAGACUCAGAGGGAGCAGGUGAUGUGGAGGCUCCAGAGGCUGCUUGGAGAAACCUGUAACGAGGGAAGCAUGACAGGAGUAACCCACCCUCCUUCAGACAGCAUCUGCACUGAGGACUUUGUCCGAUGCUUCAGAGAUGAAAUGGUUGAAUUGGCAUUGCCAGUGAAUAAUGUGCAGCAACUUGACAAAGAGGAAGAGGCUGAGAGGACAGAGAUACUUGACUGUGACACUUGCCAGAGUGAACAAAAAGGACACUGUAUUCUUAAUGUCGACAGAAGAGGAACAGCAAUGACUGGGGAAAGCAACAAAGACACAGAGACGGCUCACUAUUGUCAAAGAAAGGAACUGGAGAAAUGUCUUUAUGACGGCUAUGGAGUUAAUACAUCAUGUAGUGAGCAAGCAGGAGCUGGAGAGACAUACAACACACCACAGAGGCUUGGUGAUGAUGGCAGUAGCAUCCACAGAACAGAGAUUGUAACAGAACAUGAAACCCUGUGGCAGAACAGCCGUUCUCCUAAGACCAGGAGCUUGGCAGGAGUACCUGUGUGGAGUUUUGACACCGUGUCCAUUGACAGUGACCUUGACUCAGUCUGCACAGAGCAAGUCAGGCAGCAUAUUCACAGGCAAACAGGAUGGCGCUCUCUCACUCUGUCUGUCACGGGCAUGGAUGACUACUGUACCAACCAGAGUGACAACGACACACCCACACAGGAAGAAAGUGAACCUCAAUCUACAUCAGGCCAAAGAUCCUCUUAUGGAAAUGUACAUAACAGAAGUCCUUCUGUCAGUAAAGCACAGCGCAACAAGAGAGAAACUUACAGACUUGUGUGUUCUUUGGAGGAAAAUGACAAUGACACAGAUGAGGAAAUGAAUCACUGGCCUGAGAGGACAUCAGAUAAGAUGCACUCUGAUUGGGCGAAGAUGAAAGAGCGGCUCUCUACACUCCGACAAAAAUGUGAAAAGGAGGAGCAGACACUACAGAACAAGAAGACUCAGUUAAAAGAUGUUGAGCUCUGCCUCUCUGAACUUCAACACAGAAGAAAGCAUGCCUUGCAGGAAUUAGAGCAACUGACUGUAGAGACAGCAAAGAUGGAGAAGGAGAGGAGGACUCUGGAGUUUGUUCUGAGAGACAGAAGGGCAGGGAAAGACUCUAGUUGCCAGCUGCAUGAGCUGCAGAGGCAGAGAGCGUCCUGUAUCCUCGAGAUGAGAGACAUGAAAGAAGAACUCGCAACUCUGAGUCAAAGUAAACAGACUCUUAAGGAUUCGGCCUUCACGGAGAGGCCCAGUGUCGUCAUGUCAGUGCUGGAGAGAGAGGAGAUGGAAAGACAGCUGGAUAAUGCCAAAACAGAACUGUUUGCUGAACAGCGACGUGCAAGAGAGAAGCAAGAGUCCAUGCAAGAAAAGUUGGAGGAGACUCGUGAGGAGCUCCAGAGGGUCACAGAGGCAGAGAGUGUACUGAGGAACAGCUGUACUUGUCUGGAGGAGAAACAGAGGCAGAAAAAGGAUCACAUCGAGGCGGUAGAGUUUCAAGUAAGCGAGCUGCAGGGUGAACUGGGAGAAUGCAAGAUCAGAGUGGGCACUCAGGAGAAGAUGUUGGCUCAGAAGGAGCUGCAGCUACUAGAUUUACAGGAGCAACGUGGGGCCUUACAAGCAGAAAGUGAUAGAGUGAAGAGGGAGCUACAACACCUGAAAACCCAGCACCGCAAUGCACGGAAAGAGGACCAUGAGCAAGCUCAUAGAAUGAUGGAGGCAGCAUUAAAGCAGCAAAAGAAAGAAUUGGCAUUGGCUCAUGAGCAGCAAAUCCAAAAGGUUAAUAAACAGACUAAAGAGGAAAAGGCAAACGCUUUGAAAGAACAAGCUCUGUCUCUCACACGACACAUUGAGGCCUUGAAAAGUUCCAUUCAGCUAAAAGAAGAAGAGGCAAAGAAGCUGAGGGAUUCUCUGGAGCAGCAGAAGCAGGAGGCAAAGAACCGUGAAGAAGAGCUGCAUGUAGAAGCUUUGGAAAAGGUGCACAAAGCAAUAGAGGAGGAGAGGAGGAAGUGGGAGGCAGAAAAAGUGGAAGCAGUGCAGGUGCACUGUGGGAUACUGGAAGAGCAGAAUAGAAAGAGGCUGAAAAGCAUGAGGAGUGAGAUGCAGCGAGAGAAGAGUAAAGCACUGGCUCUUCAACAUAAAAUGAUGGAACUAAAAACUAGAGUACAGGAGAUGGAGAGUGAAAGCUGUGCACAGCAGAGAGAGCAGGAGUCUUUGCUGGCUGUUAUUUGCAAAUCACUGAAAGAGGAGCAUCAGGAGAGUCAGAGGGCAGCGCUGCGGCUCGAGGAGGCUGCUCAGCUGGCAGAGAAAGAGGCUGACAGGCUCCGGGUGAUGCUUGAAGAAAGGGAGAGGAGCCAUAACCAAAUCACAGCUGAACUGGACCAGCAGCUCAGGCUCUGGGCCAAGGAGCUGGGAGCAGAGUGCCAGCAUCUACACCUCUUAGUGGAGCAGAGUGGAGCCAAACAAAGUUCUGUGCACCUAACUCCCAGUCCUACAGCAGCGGAGGCUCUAACAAACCUGAGAACACUAAGAGAGCAGUUGAAGCAAUUGAUAAACCAUCUACAACAGGAGCUUGAUUCACAGAAACAAACCACUGCGCAGCUGAGAAAAGACAAGGAGUGCGAAUUGAGCAUCCAGAGGCAACAGCUGAGGAUGAACAGAGACCAAGCCUUGGAUUCUCUAAAGGAGCGUCUCAUUCAGGAGCACAUUGAGGAGUUAAGCAGUCUGAACUGGCCUCAUAUGUGUGAUGGAGGGGCUGAGGGAGGAGGAGUGGCAGCAUCACUUCGCAAACAGCUGAAGGCCAAAGACCUGGAACUCAGGCAGGUUCAGAGGAGCAUGGGUCAGUGGAAGGAACAGACUGCAGCUCGUCUGGCAUGCAAGUUUGAAGAAGAGUUGACAGCGGAACUAGAAAGGUGCAAGACAAAGUUGUUAAGGUGCAGAAUACCAUCAAAGACUCGAGAGGAGAGUCAGAGAAAGUGUGAGAGGCCUGAAGGACAGAUGAUGUUUAGUGCAAAGGAAGCUCAGAAUUCGGUUUGCUCUCCCUCCCUCCAUGUUGUGGCCUCUGCUGCCUCCCACAGCCCCUCAGACGUGGCUUCAUUUAAGCUUCUACGUUACCUCCAGAGCAGAGUCAAGCAGCUCCGUGUAGAAAACCAGGCCUACACCCAGAGCCCAUCGCCUUCAAACACAAUCCCUUUAGAUUUGGCAGGAUCCUAUCUUACAACAAAGCACCACAAGAAACAAGACACAUCAUCCCAAACUAGCUGCUUGUCCUCGAUCACUCAAGGUCAAGCCGUUCCUGGGAUUCAGAGUCACUCAUCCAUCAGGACAGUCUCAAGUUAAGGACAUGAAACCUAUGUGUGUUGCAAACACCAGUGAUAUAAUGGAAUGCAUUUCAAGCUAUUUCCUGUGGCCAGAGAAAUGAAUCAUUUACGGUUACAUGUACUUAAGACUGCAGGUUAACGAGCAGGUCACAGUGACAAAUUACACAACCCAAGAUUUGGUCAUUAAGUUCCCAUUUUUCUGUGUUAAGGAAGUUCAGUUUUAUGGCUUCAGGUUACAGUAAACUCUGAAUAAGCGAUGAGCUGACAUUUCACCAAAGAUCAUGUGAGUUAUGUCAGAGAACCUCAUAAAGCUGACAGGUCUUUAUGGGAACCCUUUGUAUGAUCAUAAAUGUUACAAGAUGUUAAAUUGUACACAAAAACAGUUUUGUAGAUUGCUGGCAAGUUCAAACAAAAUGAUGUCGUCAGCAUUUAAUAUAAUGACUUAACCCUCCUGUUAUCCUCAAAUUUACUAACAUCUGUUAUCCUUGGGGUGAAUUUGACCUCCAGAAAAUGUUGGUAAUUAAAAAACUUUUACCAAAUAUUUAUGUUGAUAGCCUAAACUGGCAACUAGAAAAUGUUGAAUGUUAUCUUCCCUCCCUCACAGAGGAUGGGUGCGUGUGUGUGUGGGGUGGGGGUAGGGGAAUUGAAGAUUGUGAAAUUGCAACAACCUGCAUGUGAAAGUGACCUCAAUAACAGCCAAAACAAUCUCAGCAAAUUUGUGUAAAAUGUUCAUAUUUUCUAUGUAUUUUACAGCUAAAACAGCCUGGGGUCAAAUUGACCCCAAGGAACACCGAUGUGUACAAAAUGCAUACAGAACAUUGAAAAUAUAUCAUCAUGUUAAUUUUAUGUUUACCCAGUUGUCCCCAUUAAAUUAGGAAAAGUCAUUCAAUAUGAAGCAAAAAAAAAUGAUGUCAAGCACUUUUUUAGAGAUGUUAAACAUUGAAUGGGGUCAAAUUGACCCCAAGGAUAACAGGAGGGUUAAUUAACUUUGUUUUGUUUCAUCUUAAUGUAAAAUAAUCCGCUGGGACUGACUUCACAUAUUUUAAGGAUGGUUUCCCUAUAAUCACUUCUGCUAUCACACAUGCAAUCUGUUAUUUUCAAUUUGUUAGCCAUGCUCCGGUUUUACAAGGCGUUUCAGCAGGCUGGAGUAGUUGUGUUGUUGGUUCUCCCUCUGAGAUCAAAAAUGUUUAAAAAGGAGAAUGUAGGACCAGCGCCUAUUUAUAAAACUACUAUUUGCCAAAACAUAAUUGUCAGCAUAAGUCUUGUUAUCAGAGCUGGCCCCAACUGAACUGAUCAAUAAAAAUC